Molecule: messenger RNA, 3142 nt
Organism: Camellia sinensis
Lineage: Eukaryota; Viridiplantae; Streptophyta; Magnoliopsida; Ericales; Theaceae
Product: protein KINESIN LIGHT CHAIN-RELATED 2
Molecular function (GO): protein binding
Source: RefSeq, a predicted model, not a curated record
GUAGGCGGUGGUGUUGGGUGGUGGGAGAGAGGUCACCCUCAUUUUUGCUUCCACAUUCCACCUCUCUCUCUCUCUCUCUCUCUUACCCCACACCCAUUAUAUCUAUAUCUUUAUAUAUAGAAUUUUCAAUCCUUUUUGUUCUUUAUUCCCCAUUUUGUCCCCCUUUAACCUCCUAAUCAAUUCUUUUUCAAAAUUCACCUAUAAACUUAACCAUUUCUCUCUCUCUCUCUCUCUCUAUGCAUAUUACCAAGCAAGCAUAAGACUUUGGUUCUCUCUCUUUUGCCGCGGAUUAUUAUUAAGAGUCAUUGUUAAUUCAAACUCGAUUCCCAGAUGUCUGAAUUGGCCAUGGAUGAAUUAAAUGGAGAAGAUAACCUAUCAAGAGAAGCCGGUGAACACUACAUGCCUUACAACAAAGAGAUUUUCACAGAGAGGUCUCCUAGAAGUCCAUUGAGCACUCACAGUCCUGAGAGUGAGUCCAUUGAUCUUGACAUAGAUGGAGGGGUUGAUAACUCUAUUGAUCAGCUAUAUUACAAUGUCUGUGAGAUGCAGAGCUCCGAUCCAUCCCCGUCAAGGCGUUCUUUUUUAUCUUACGGUGAGGAGUCAAGGAUUGAUUCUGAAUUACGAUUCUAUGCCGGUGGCAGUUUUGGGGAGAUGGAGACCACAAAAGAUGUUGCAACGGAGAAAAAAGAAGUGGGAAAUUUCUCUGAGACACCAAAUGGGUCAAAAAAUGGAAAAUUUGGAAAGACAAACAAGGCCCAUCUUGCAAGUGCUAGGACUUUUUCUUCUUCUGCACAUUCCAAGAACAAGAGUCUCUCUCAAUUGCCAGCAUUGGAGUCUGAAUCAACUGCAAAAUUAAGUUCAAGGAUCAAAUCUUUCAAUGAGAGACCUCCAACCGGUAAGCGAAAUGGGAAAGUUUCAAGAAAGCCGAAUCCAAUUUUCCCAACGAAAAAUGACAGAAAUUCACCUUUAGGAGGGGAAAAGUUGCAGGAUGGAAAUGAGGAACCUGCUGAGUCUGGUUUUCUUGGUUCGUAUUUACUUAAACAAACAAGGGACGUGAUUUCAUCAGGGGAAAAUCCUCGGAAAGCCCUUGAAUUGGCGCUUCGAGCGAUGAAAUCGUUUGAAAAAUGUGAUACUGAGAAACCAAAUUUGGAGCUAGUCAUGUGUUUGCACGUCAUAGCAGCAAUUUAUUGCAGCCUAGGCCGAUACAGUGAGGCAAUUCCUAUCCUCGAGCGAUCAAUAGAAAUUCCCGUGAUCGAUGAAGGCCCAAAGCAUGCGCUCGCUAAAUUUGCAGGAUGUAUGCAGUUGGGAGAUACAUUUGCGAUGCUCGGGCAGAUUGAAAAUACUAUACUAUGCUACACCGCGGGUUUGGAGAUCCAAAGACAGGUUCUUGGAGAAAAAGACCCACGAUUUGGUGAGACUUGUCGGUAUGUAGCUGAAGCCCAUGUCCAAGUAUUCCAAUUUGAUGAGGCUGAGAAGCUUUGCCAGUUGGCUCUUGACAUCCACAAAGAAAAUGCCUCCUCUGCUUCUCCCCAAGAAGCCGCGGAUAGGAGACUUAUGGGACUUAUUUGUGACUCAAAGGGAGAUUAUGAAACCGCUCUCGAGCACUAUGUUCUAGCAAGCAUGGCCAUGUCAUCGAAUGGGCAAGAAGUAGAUGUUGCUUCCAUUGAUUGCAGCAUUGGUGAUGCGUAUUUAUCUUUGGCGCGCUACGAUGAGGCUAUUUUCGCUUAUCAAAAAGCGCUCACCGUGUUUAAAUCAACCAAAGGAGAAAACCACCCAUCGGUUGCUUCAGUUUUUGUUCGUUUGGCAGAUUUAUACAACAAGAUUGGAAAAUUCAGGGAAUCCAAGUCAUACUGUGAAAAUUCACUACGGAUUUAUUCAAAGCCGAUUCCUGGAAGCCCCGCGGAGGAGAUUGCGAGUGGGCUCAUUGAUGUUUCUGCUAUCUAUCAAUCAAUGGAUGAACUUGAUCAGGCUUUGAAAUUGCUUCAAAAGGCUUUGAAAAUCUAUGAGGAUGGACCGGGGCAGCAAAGCACGAUUGCAGGAAUUGAAGCCCAGAUGGGGGUUUUGUACUAUAUGAUGGGGAAUUACACUGAUUCUUACAAUUCCUUCAAAAAUGCAGUUUCAAAGUUCCGGGAUAUAGGAGAGAAGAAGUCUGCUCUCUUUGGUGUUGCUCUGAACCAAAUGGGUCUCGCUUGUGUGCAACUUUAUGCUAUAAAUGAGGCUGCUGAUUUGUUUGAAGAAGCAAGGUGUAUUUUGGAGAGUGAAUAUGGGCCAUAUCACCCUGACACACUAGGGGUCUAUAGCAAUCUCGCGGGCACAUAUGAUGCAAUGGGCAGGCCAGGAGAUGCGAUUGAAAUCUUGGAAUAUGUUGUUGGGAUGAGAGAGGAAAAGCUGGGCACUGCAAAUCCUGAUGUGGAUGAUGAGAAGCGCAGGUUAGCCGAGUUGUUGAGAGAAGCAGGGAGGGUGAGAAACAGGGAAUCUAGGUCUCUUGAAAACCUCCUAGACACCAACUCACACACUUUUACAAAAGAUAUCUCUAGGUUAUUGUCAUUUUGAUGCUUUUGAAAGACUUGAAGUAUAUAUGUUUGCUUGAAUGUAAAAUUUGUGUUUAGAGAAAGAAACCGACUUCUCUCCCGUUGGAGACAGAAGUCCAGUUCAGUCCAGUUGAGUCCCUGUGUGCAGAUCAUCUAUGAAAGAAAUCAAAUUAUUUCAAUAAUUGUAGUGACAUGAUUUCAUCAGUUUUGAAAAUGGAUAUCCUUUUUUUUUUUAUUAAAAAAAAGACAAAUUCGAUGAAAUCGCAUGGAUAUAAUCAAUAAGACCUGUGGUGAGACCCAUGGGCCUAAUGUGUCUGAAUUAGACUUCUUUGCAACUAGAGAGAAGCCGGAUGCUUAUAGAAAACACUUUAGAUUAUGGGUUGAUUGGUUAGAUACUUAAAACCAAGAUAAAUAAUGAUGAUUGGAAGGUGUGAUUGUUAUGGUUCAAAUUUUGAAUUAGUUUAUUACGUUGGGGAUGAGGGAGGAAAAUGUUGCAUCUUUCAUUGUUUGAGGAGUUGGUGAAAUUUCAUUUUGUCAUUUUUCAUCUUUUUUGUAUAUCUAUCUUGUAUUUUAAUAAAGUAAUGGUGGAAUUUCAGUUUCCAUUGUUGUUA